AUGGGUCUUUCACCAUUGCAGAAAUGUACAUCUGCUAUUCUUAUGUUGGCGUAUGGGUCUCCUGCUGACUUGGGCGUGAAUGUUGUAUUUGGGGAUGAGUAUUUGAGAAAGCCUAACAGCAAUGAUGUUGAACAUCUUUUACUAAUGGGAGAGUCACGUGGCUUUUCAGGUUCAAACAAUGACAUUAAUGUAUUAAACCAAUCCAACAUGUUUAAGGAUAUUUUGGAAGGACAUGCUCCCAAUGUGCAAUAUACAAUCAAUGAGACACCGUAUAAUAUGGGGUAUUAUUUAGCAGAUGGUAUAUAUCCUGAGUGGACUACAUUUGUCAAGACCAUUUCAAUGCCAUAA
This is a messenger RNA of Vicia villosa (hairy vetch), 348 nucleotides long. RefSeq lists its product as uncharacterized. The record is from RefSeq and is a predicted model, not a curated record. Bases 1 to 348 code for a protein of 115 amino acids. The transcript has 3 exons. NCBI's taxonomy places the organism in Eukaryota, Viridiplantae, Streptophyta, Magnoliopsida, Fabales, Fabaceae.